GCGGAUGAAAUGAUUGCUAAAUGGGCUUCCUUUUUUGCCCCACCUUACCUUUAUUCCAACUUUUCUACUUAUAACUUGGUGAUUGCACCUUUGCUCAUCGGCGAGCAGUGGUUAUGCUUUGCCUUUGAUAUGGAUACAAAGCAUGUUUCAAUUUUCCAUCCUGGCAGGCCCCUUGCUGCUCAACGCAGUUUUGUUGGUCAGUGGUACUUCCAGGUUCAAAAGAUGCUUAUCGGACUUAGUCUUCCAUAUGGGCAACAUUUUCAGAGUCGCGCUUCCCCACUCGUUAAGUGGAAAAUAGAUUAUUAUCGCUGGAAUGGGCGCAUUACUGGGAAGUGGUUCCAUGGCUUCCUAGUUGCUGUGUUUGCAUUGUAUUUAGAUGGUGUGGCUGCAGAAACUCCGGACCCUUCAAUGAACCCUGAGUACUCGGUCAAGUGGACCUUGUGUCGCCUUCUUCUGGAUAGGCCGAUGAACCCACUGCGCCCCGAAGGCUGGUUCGGAAGCAGCCCAUAGCUUCCUGGGUAGCAUGAGCCCAUUUACACGCUUUGCAAUGGGACCGAGCUUUUUUGUGACUAGGCCCACUUGAGUGUAUUUUGUACGCUCAUAACCGUCCCCGGGCUCCCGGCCUAGUCGAUCUUAUGUUUACUUAAUUUGUUCAUCGUUUCCAUUAGGUACCCUACCUACGCACUGUUGGAGGAGGUCCUACUAUGUACGUGUCCUACCUUAUGGGCUCCACAAGACUUUGUGUUUGUCUAUCACGCGCUUGUAAUGAACAUAUGAUGUGUAUUUUUAUCGUGGUUUGUAUUUCA
Molecule: messenger RNA, 806 nt
Organism: Sorghum bicolor (sorghum)
Lineage: Eukaryota; Viridiplantae; Streptophyta; Magnoliopsida; Poales; Poaceae
Exons: 4
Coding region: 10-510 (166 amino acids)
Source: RefSeq, a predicted model, not a curated record